This is a messenger RNA of Moneuplotes crassus, 2844 nucleotides long. The record is from the annotation of a GenBank genome assembly. NCBI's taxonomy places the organism in Eukaryota, Ciliophora, Spirotrichea, Euplotida, Euplotidae.
AAAAAUGAUGAGAGCCAUUAAUUGAGAGAAUGACAAAAGUUCUAAAGUAGUCAUCACAAUCAGCCAGUUAUCGAACAACCGUAUGCAAAACUUACCCAAAAAUCCUUUGGUUCAAACUGAAAGCACGGUGAACCCUUUGCAGAUUAUAAAUGAAGAAAACUCAGAUGUCGACACUCCGAAAGCUUGUUAUAAAAGCUCAUUCAUUCCAAGAGAGAGGAAACUUAAAGAACGGCUUGAACCGGAGGAAAUUGUUCAAAUCAGUUCUCUAAAUAGCUCAAAUACCAAGCAGUUCGGGUCUCCCAGCAGUUUGAUGAGCUUCGCUGAAGGAAAAUAACAAAGCAUUCAAUGAGAAAGUAUCUGAUGCUGGCUUAGUCAUGAAGCUAGACUACUUUUACUCACCAUACUUCAAAGAUCCAAAAUUAAGCCAAGAGUUCGAUCUGAGCAAGAAAAAUAAACUUAAAUAAAUUAAAAACAAAAUUUGCUAAUAGUAAAAGAAUAGAAAGCAUGAAGAUCAGAUCGCCAGCUAAUAGUUUUGGCAGUCUUACCUUGGGUGCAAAGUUUCAUAACUACAAGCCAGUUUUAAAGUCGCCUGACUUCAAAGGAUUAAGAGCUAAGCAUUUUGUACACAGUUUUGCUUCCCCAAUAUCAAAAGAUCUUGAUACUCCAAACUCUCACAAAUUAAGAGAUUUUACUCUUCAGAAUAAAAAUGCCAUUAAAAUUAAGGAGGACGACAUUAGUCAAGAACAGCGUAUGAAAAACAUGAGAGAUUCAGACUUUUUCCAAAUUGAUAACACUACAUCAAAGAAUGAAGAGGUGGAGUCAAGUGAAGGCAAUAAACUCUCCUCUAUAUCUAGCUGAUCUUCUACUUCUUCUAAGGUGUCUCGACAUUUCAAUUUUAAAAUUAAUAUUCAAGGGAGUACCAAAGAGAUGAUUCAACAGGAGAUUAAUGAAAACCAUAUUAACACUAAAGAAAUAAUUUGAGAUAGCCUCACUCCGACAAAGAUCCAAAGAAGUUCUACAUUAGAUGUAUCAAAGAAUGUGGUAAACGAUCUUAGAAGAAGAGCAACUGUUGCUCUCAAAACAAUAAAAAGACUGAGGUCUAACUCCAAGGCUUCUUCAUCAGGACAGAAUAAUCGAUCCUCUAUCAGGGAAGAAUAUAGUAGAAAAUCAACUUUGCAUAAGAAUUACUUGAAGAGACAGAGUUCUUUACUGAGCGGGAAUUUUAAGUCAAGUUUACUAGUCCCAAAUAAAAAUUCUCCAGGGCGUAGUCAUAAAUCAGAGUAUAGAGCUUCCUCUAAAGGUUCUAGCAAGGCUUCUCCAAGGGGAAAGAAGCAUUCUCCUGCUUGGUUUAAACCAAGAGUGUCUAUUUCUGGUCUGAGAGAAGACCUUGAUAAAGGUGAAUCUAGAAUGAAAUCUUUGAUCCUUUUCAGUCGGACAUUAAACAAAGACAAAAAUGUACAGCAUAAUUUUAAUAAUGAAUCCAAAGAUAACUAUGAUAAGCUCCAAGGGAUUAAACUCAAAUUAGAAGAAGAGCUUCAAGACACAGAAGAAGAGGAGGAAGAGGAAAAAGAAGAGAAAGAUAGCAAAUAUAAAAGAGAGUCAAGCAAUACCGACUGAUUCUCAUUUCAAAAAUCUCCUGAAAGUGAAUCUGUCUCUUUCAACAGAAAUCUCAGAGCGAAGGAUCUUCAUCAUGACCAAAUACUUGAGAUACAUUCUAGUUCUUCCAGUAAUUCCAAUAAUUUAGAAAGACCACAACCAAAGAUCAGAGUUAAUUUAAAGAAUAAAAUCUUGAAGAGAAAAAGGAAGAAUCUCAAGAAGAUUAAUAUUAAGAUGCUUAAAAUUGUGAAAAAAAGAGAGAGGAAUGAUGUAUUUUCUCCGCUUAGAGAUUUAAACAAGCCUACUUUCCCAAAACCUAUUGCUACAUUAGAUCAAGCAAGAGAGAAGAGCCACCUAAAUGUCUCAGAGUUGAAUAGUUUAUUCUCUCAUAGAAAUAGGAAGAGGUUGUUCUCACCUCAACAUAUGAAGACAUUGACAUCUCCCACAAAUAUUAGAAGCUUGAAGUCGCCAAAGACUCGAGGCAGACUGAUCUCCAGAAACCAUCGGAAUGUUUCAUCGCGGACCAGAAAAACCAAGCGGGAAUGGUUCUACCAUCCCACACCUUUUCAAAAGAGGCCAAAAAAGAAAUGAUUCAGGACUGCACGCCAAAUUCGAUUAGCAAGUCCAGGAAAUUACAGAACAGAUAAAAGUGCACCAGAAUGAAGAAUUAAUUCGCCUCAUCAAAAAAUGUCAACCCCAUACGACUCACCUAUAAGUCCAAAUAUGGAAUCUCUUAUAAUCCAAAGACGAGGCUUAAGCCCAACAAUUAUGCCAAGAAGAAAACAUAACCUGGAUAUGUUCAUACCAAACUCAAAGCUCUACUCAACAAAACCUAUCGAACCUACUCCAAAGACAUAAAUCCUCCCUGAACACAUAACCAUCUAUCUUCAUAACCCAUAAAUCUCCCAGGCCCAACAAGAACCCCACAGUCAUACCUCCCUCCCUCCAAAACCCCAAAUCCCAAAAUUUCUCUUAACGUCCCCUUCCCAACCUUCUUCCCCACUAGUCCUCUUCCAGUACAAAAUUUCUUCCUAAAAUCUUAAGAUCCUUGCCUAAAGGCUAAGAUUUUCUAUGUGGGUUCAGAUUUUAGCCUGAGUUUUUAGGGAUAGGCUAAUAACACUGGUUGGUCUUUGGAGAAACUGUGUUUUAGUAUUUUUGCAUGGUAGGGAGAUAGGUGUGGUUAUUGUACUGGUAGCUGUUUUGGGGGACAAAAAAUGAUAUUUUUGUCAGACAAAUUUGAUAAUUUUC